Phragmites australis (common reed) is the source of this 2326-nucleotide messenger RNA. RefSeq lists its product as uncharacterized. The record is from RefSeq and is a predicted model, not a curated record. The transcript is spliced from 5 exons. NCBI's taxonomy places the organism in Eukaryota, Viridiplantae, Streptophyta, Magnoliopsida, Poales, Poaceae. Bases 310 to 1827 code for a protein of 505 amino acids.
AAUGUCUUUCCCUCAAGCAAGUCUCCAACCGCCUGCUGCCCUUCUACUUACCACCUCACCUCCCUCUCCUCCACUCCAUUCCAUUUCACCUCGCUUCGGUUUACCCCUCACUUUCUCUCACCUUCCUCGCCCACCUCCAUCGCCUCCUCCUUAAGCAACGCCCACGAGCGAGCGACCCACGACCCUAACCCUAGCGCCAUCACCAACCCAGCCACUGGUACUCUCGGCGGCAGCAAUGGCGGGGUGCCUCGUCUCUUCGCUGUCGGCGGCGGCCGCGGUUGCCGGCCGCGAUGCGUGAGAUCGCGCCGCAUGGGGAAGGACGCCGGCGAGGCGCAGCAGCAGCAGCCGCCGGACUGGGCGGGCGGCGGCGGCGGAGGAAGCGGAGGAGGAAGGGUGGUGCGGCUGCAAUGCGUGGCGGCGCUCGUGCUCGGCGUGGCCGUGCUGCUGUCGGCGGUGUUCUGGCUCCCGCCGUUCGCCCGGCGGGGCAGGGGCGCGGAGGGGCCGGAUCCGGGCGACGAUUUCGGAGAUGACAUAAUGGCAAGCUUUAGGCUGCACAAGACAGUUCCUGAGCUGAGUGAAAAUACAUCUAAGCUCGCAGUGGACAUCUACGAGGAAAUUGGCAUCCCUAACUCCACUGUGGUUGUGAAAUUACUACAUCCAUUAGUUGGAUCAAACUGGACAAACGUCAUCUUCAGCAUUGUCCCUUACCCAGAAAACCUGGCUAUAUCAUCAACAUGGUUGAGCAUUCUGAGAUCAUAUUUUAUGUCUUUGGUUGUACGGCAGUCAACACUCCACUUGACUGAGUCUCUAUUUGGGAAUUCAUCCUCCUUUGAAGUACUUAAAUUCCCGGGAGGAAUAACAAUUAUCCCUCCACAAACUGCUUUUCUUCUUCAGAAGCCCCAUGCAACUUUUAAUUUCACUCUGAACUACCCAAUCUAUAAAAUACAAGACAGAGCCAACGAGUUAAAGGAUCAAAUGAAAGCAGGACUGCUACUCGAUCCAUACGAGAAUCUGUAUAUCAAAUUGACGAAUUCACAAGGUUCAACUAUUCUUCCUCCCACUAUUGUUGAGACAUCCAUUGUUCGUGAAGUUGGAAAUCACCAGCCAUCUGCGCCAAGGAUGAAGCAGCUGGCACGGACAAUUACUAAUUCAUCUUCAUCCUCUGGAAACCUGGGUCUGAAUCAUACUGUAUUUGGCAGAGUAAAGCAGAUUAGCCUUUCGUCUUAUCUUAGGCAUUCCUUACAUAGUGGGGGCGGUUCUGAUGCACCUAGUCCUGCACCCAUGCAUCAUCAUGCUCAUCACCAGCGCCACGGUCAUGACGGCAACAGACAUCUGGCUCCAGCUCCUUCUCCAAUGCAUUUCCCUGUCCCGCAACCCAGAUAUGGUGCUCCACCUCCAUCUGGGUGUCCGUAUGGAACAAACAAGCCAAAGAAAAGAGGCCCCAUAACACCAGCAGCUGAGCCUGCCACUAAUGAUCACCAUUCUGCUUCCACUGCUUCACCACCACAUCGAUGGUCACCUUCACCUUCUAGUCAUCCUCCACAUGAUCCCAAUACGCACGGCGGCUCCCCUGUUCCAUCCCCUCCCGUUUUACCAGAGCCACCUUUGCCCACCGUUUCAUUUGCUCAUGCACAUCCUCCAAGUGAACAUGGAACAAAGACAAGUCCUGCUCCAAGUGAACAGGCUAGGCAAGCAGGUCCUGCUGGGAAUGGGAUGUCACAAGUGGCACCUGCACCUCAUUCAUCUUACGCCACCCGGACAUGGAAUGUUUCCUGUUGCUGGGUCCUUUUUGCCGUAGUGGCAUGUAUCCUAAUGAGCUUACGCUGAUGGAUGAAAUACGCGGCUAACCAGAUGUAAAUUAGAGAUGGGCGUUCUCUGAAAAAUUGUUUUCCACCGGUGUUGUAUCUGGUUACAGCCAGCCAAUCAGCUCUCGGGGCGGGUGGCCAAAGCACAAGGAAGCUCACCCCUGCCUCGGCGUGCUGCUAUACUUGUUAGUGAUGUAAAUAUGGGUGGUGGAAUUGGAAUGGGAAUGGGAAUGGGUAUAAGGCAAACGGGCGGCGGUUGUGCGUCGUGGUCAAAGCCACAGGGGCGUGGCAGACCCUUCUGUAUCACAGGCGCGCUUGCCCGGUCGUGCUAUGUACUACUGCUGCUCAGUCAGAAGAGAAGAGGGUCAUCAAGUGUAAAGACCUUUUUGUUACAUGGGAGAGCACGGCGCGUGCGCCUCCAGUUCAAGGGGGCUGUUUUGCAUCUAGGUUCUUGAGGGCAAUUUUGCUGUGGUCUUGUGAAUUUUUACGGUAAUCCCAUCGAUAUUGUAUUGUCUGUGAAA